UGUCCCCUUGUUGACUCGUCUCUGCCUUCCCUCUUGCCCGCUGUCCUUGUGCCAGUGGCCUGUGGAGUUAGUGCCAGAGAAGGCGGGGCCACUCACCGUGCAGUUUGAGCCCCUGCCACACACACGUAUCCACAUUCUGCAUGGACCUAAUCUCUCUGGAGUCCGUGUGUUCUUGGCAACCAUGCUGUUGAUCAGCUGGAACGUGAUUAAAGCAGCAUUAUGACUGAUCUAAAGGCCUCCGGGGUGGGGGAGCCUCCUCCGCCCUACAUGAUCUUCCUGGUCGUCUUCCUCUUCUUCAUGACUGGACUGCUGGGCUUCCUAAUCUGCCACCUGCUCAAGAAGAAGGGCUACCGCUGCCGGACCGGAGACAUGGAGGAAGAAGAGGAGGAGGGGAAGCUUGGAGAGGAUGAGGAUGGUGAGCAUGAAGAAAACCAGGACACAGUGGAGCAAAUCCUGAAAUGUAUCCUGGAAAAUGAAGCCAAUAUGGAGGCUUUCAAUGAGAUGUUUGUGAACCAGAACGUGUGCGUGCGCCACGACCCCAGGUUACGCAAAGAGUCCAUUGGCGGUGUUCCUCCCCAUCUUCAUACAGUCCACUCAGGCACCGACCACAACACCUGCCACCUUUGUGCGCAGGGUCGCGCUAAAAAGGGCCGCAGACAAAGCAGGACGCCUCGCACCAAACGACCCUGGGAGCAAACUGUGUUCUCUGUUGGAAGAUUUCGAGUGAUACACACUGAUAAGAGGCUCCAUGGUGGUGCUACUCCAUUGGCUACAUCAGGGGACCAGCUGGACCGAUCCCAGGACAGCGAGGACAGAAAGGAGGGCGGGUAUAAUCUGAGAAGUAUGUUCAAAGAGGUUCGCCGGCCUUCAGAAGGUGCCAAUGGAAUAUCUGGAAUUGCGGGAAGACGAAAAAAGAGUGUGACCAUAUUUGGACUGAGGCGGGGAAGUGACCCUGCAGGUGUAAGAGUAAAAGAGGCGACGGGGAGGGAGUUUGGAGAGGUCAAAUUUAGUUUCCAGCAGCCUGUAGUUUUGGAGGAACCUCGACGGACAGCGAAAAUCAAAGCUGAUCCUGAGCAUUCUAUAAAACCUGGUACCAAGUCCGAACCUGAGCUUGUUUCAGCUCAAUGUGAUGCUAAAAGCUCAGGUCACGUAACAUCUCCUUCUAUUCAAAGUAAGACAAAGGCCUUGAGUCCUAGCUCCAGUCCCAAGGAAUGUUCUGAGCUCGGAGCAAGCCCUCAACCAACAAACACCAUGACCACAACUCCUACUGGGACCACAGUAGCUUCUGCCCCAAGUUACCUUACUAUUUCAUCUGAGAGGAGAGUAAAUGUUGACAAUAAGAUGUUAAAGAUGGAAGAAGCAUACGAUCCUGGACCUCUACAGACCUCUACACCCAUUGCCCCCAUUCCAACGUCCAUUCCAGGCUUCAUACCUGUGAUGCCUAUUGAACUCCAUUCUACCAAAAGUUUUUCAGUUGACCAAACUCCCCCUGACCCAAGCUCCAGCCCAGACCUGGAGCCAGGCUUUGGAACUGGCCUCCAUUUGAUAAGCUUAGGUUCAUCUCCCCUUGCUUCCUUGGCCGAGUCACCAAGCCUCCAAAGUACGUCAGACAACGUGCCAUCAGAGGGAAUACAAGCUGCCUUCUCCCCUGGCCCCGCACCAAGCCCAAAACUCUUGCUGCCUCAAGAAAUGUCCAGCCAAGAAUGUAGGUCAUCUUCAUCCUUGGGGCCAAGUGGCAGCCCAGCACAGUCCCUCUCCCUCUCACUUUCUCGUGAUGACCAAAACCUUCGUCCUACCCUGAAGUCAUUAAGUGUAAGAUCUGAAACACCUGUGAUCAAAGGAAAUGUUUCCAGCUCAUCGGCUAUAAAGGUGCAGGAAGCAGAAGGAAGCACAAUCCCAAAAACUGAGGAAAAGAUAGAAAUAAAGAGACCUGGGAUUCUGAAAACAUCUAAACUUUCCCCAGUUGCAACAGGAGAUCCUAAAGGUUCUGGCUUUUCCUCUCCAUCCGAUCAGCCGGUGAAGGAUAAACUGAGCAGUUUGCCUUCGCCGCAUUUCGGCCCGGCGUCCCCGUCCUCACCUGAAAGCACUAGAAUAAGUAGUGUGACUAUUGUUAAAGCCAGCCCUGACAGCAAGAGAGAGUUUUCUGUUGUCACUAUGGUGGAGGACGAAGGAACUCCUACGUCUAUAACAGAUCAGAAAGGAAGGACUUCUGAACAUGAGAGAAGGACAGGUGGUCCAGCAGCCAGUCAACAAGGAAAGUUUUCUGUUUCAAGUGUUGAAGAACCUGAGAGUGAGAGCAAAGAAAGGUCAGGGAUGGAGGUUAGGCCAACGCUGACGAAAGACAAUGAUGACCUGAUGGAGAUGGAAGAUAUUAGAGACUGCAAGGUUACUCAGGUGGAAGGAGCUGAGAGGAAGGAGAACUAUAUGAUGCAGAUGCAAUCAAAACAGGAUUGAGAGAUGAAGCUGUGGGGGGGGGGGGUUGGAAACUUCCUAUGACGAUCCAAAAAAGAAAAAGUGGUACCACUCAGUGAAGGUUAGGAGAGGACAAAUAAUAGUAUGAUCAAAGAUCGUUAUGAUCUUUGAUGAUAUUUUCACUAUAAUGAACAUGUUUGUAGGAGACUGGACUGGCAAGUUAAAUGACCAGCCUGAUGAAGACAAUGAUCAGCUUUGCAACCUUUCCAAACUAAACAAUGUACUCUUUGGACUAGAGAUAAUAAUUUUUGAAGGUUUUUUUUUUGUCUUUCUUUUUUUUAUAAAUCAAGUUUUAGAUUUUAGCCAUGGAAGGGGGAGAGGGAGAGUCAACGGCUCCAUCUCCCACUGGGAGAGACACUGACUGUUUACAUGCAGUCAAUAACCCCUUUAAAACCCGAAUAUUAGCAAUAACCGUGUUUUGUACGGCCAUGUAAACACCAAUAACCCCUUUGAAUAACCUGAAUUUGCUCAUAUUCAGGUUUUUAAAAACCCCAAUAUGACCCCUGGGUUACUCCUUUUAAAACCUGAAUAUUGGGUCAUGUAAACUCCAAACAGAAUAUCCCCAUCAAACGGAACAGGAAUUUGUUUUCUGCACAUGCUCUGUUCACAAGGAAUCCUGGUCUUUUGAGUCCAGGAAGUUCUUAUAAACACGGAGAAACACAAGACCAGGAGGAGACUAAUCACUUCAUAAAUGUAAUGAAGGAUAUGAACAUUUCUGCAUUUGUAGACGGUAGAAAGUACCGGGAUAGAAGAUUUACAAGAAGGUGAGAGAAAAGUUGCGCGAAGCAGCAUUUGUUUUGAAUUUGGAUACAGGAAGAAGAAGCAGAAAUGACGGUAAUUGCGUCAUCACGUUCUCCGCGCGUUGCUGGUUUGAUCGAGAUAUCCUGAAUGAUUAAUUACCAUGUAAACGGAAUAUUCAGAAUGUCUCAGUAACCGGAAUAUUAGCAAUAACCUGAAUUUUGACUGCAUGUAAACGUAGUCCCUGACUCCAUCUCCCACUGAGAGAGGAACCGGCUCCAUCUUCACCACCGACUCCAUCUCCCACUGGUACCUUGAAAUGUCUCUACAUGCUUGUUUGAGUGGCAUAACCUUUGUUCUGAUAUAUAUAUUCUCUUCACAAUGGGUUGUAAUAAAUGUUGACAUCUUGAGACUUUUCUAUAGUGGUGCUUGAUAGUUUGUGAAUCCUUAUCUGGAUUUUUGCAUCUCAUGAUGGUGUAGGUCAUAUUUUAGGUCACAAGACCUAAACGUUCAUCGAGAACCCAGUUCAACAAAUCCAGUCUGAACAAUCACAUAUAAUAUACAUACUAAUAUAAUGAAUUAAUAUAAUCAGUAUUUAGUUAAUCUGGAUAAAUGAUCCACUAUUACAUGUGUAGAGUGAAAAUGUGUGUUUGUUUUUUCCCCAGAACUUUGUGGGGGCUUACGUGUGAAGAAAUAACAGCAACUAAACGUUAAAAAAUUAAAAAUGUGCUACAGUUGCAUCAACAGGUUGAAAAUGUCAGCCUGUAAUUGGCAAAUGCUGAAACACCACAACGUCUAAAAAAUUGUUUUGCCAGCCCAUUGAUAUGAAUUAAUAUUCCUAAUGUGUGCAUCAGGAUAGAUAUCUUGAAAUCGUUUUUAUACAGUUGGGUUACUAUCACUGGCUGACUGAAUAGAGAUUGAAAAUUGUCAUUUUCAUCUGUUGAGCCAUGCUGCUAAUAUUGUCCUAACUCUAACCCUAACGUAUGUGAACACAUACUAUGUAUAUACUGCUGUUGAGGAUGGUGUAAAAAUGAACAGUCAGUAUCCGUAACAGGUGUCACUGUCUUCAGUUGAACUAUUUGUUUCACUGCCAUUCUUUUUACUGUUGACUGUUGUAAGAAAGGUUCAGGGGGAAGCGUCCAGUACAACUGUCACCCUAACUUAUUGGAGUUAGGUUUCUCUCAUGCUUAGUUUGUUGCUUUAGGGAGUCAUUCAGUAAAAGAUAAACAUGGUUUGUAAUGUGGUUGUAUUAAGGAAAGCCAUUUUCCAACCAAAUGUAACAGUUUUUAGUGCAUAAACGUAACCAGAUGGCUUAGAUCCCUAAACAUAACCAGAUGGUUUAGAUCCCUAAACAUAACCAGGUGAUUUAGAUCUCUAAACAGAACCAGAUGAUUUAGAUCCCUAAACAUAACGAGGAGAUCUAGAUCCCCUAAACACAACCAGAUGAUUUAGAUCCCUAAACAGAACCAGAUAAUUUAGAUCCAUAAACAUAACCAGAUGGUUUAAAUUCCUAAACAUAACCAGGUGAUUUAGAUCCCUAAAAAUAACCAGGUGAUUUUGAUCCCUAAACAUAACCAGAUGAUUUAGAUCCCUAAACAUAACCAGAUGGUUUAGAUCCCUAAACAUAACCAGAUGAUUUAGAUCCCUAAACAGAACCCGAUGAUUUAGAUUCCUGAACAUAACCAGUUGAUUUAGAUCCCCUAAACAUAACCAGAUGAUUUAGAUCCCUAAACAUAACCAGAUGAUUUAGAUCCCUAAACAUAGCCAGGUGAUUUAGAUCCCUAAACAUAACCAGGUGAUUUAUAUCCCUAAACAUAACCAGAUGGUUUAGAUCCCUAAACAUAACCAGGUUAUUUAGAUCCCUAAACAGAAUCCGAUGAUUUAGAUCCCCUAAACAUUACCAGGUGAUUUAGAUCCCUAUUGAUAUUCAGAUAUUUAGAGACAUGUAGGAGUGGGCACAGUGGUGCAGCUGGUAGUGCAGGCACCUCAAAUGGGCAUGUUUACCCCCCCCCCCCCCCCAUGACUUCAGCGCCCACACCCUGGGUGGGGUUGGUGAAAGGGCCUUUCUGUGUGGAGUUUGCAUGUUCUCCCCGUGUUCCCUUGGGUAGCAAUGUGAGCUACUUUCACAAAAACAUGCAGCAGUCCUGGGCUCUACUGCCCCCUCUGGCCAACCGGGGCGCCAGAUGAGGUGGGGAGGAUCCGGCCGGAAUAACGUGAUCCUUCCACGUGCUACGUCCGCCCGGAAAAAACCCCACCCUGCCUGGUGAAAAGAUGCAGCCUGCUCACUCCUCAGGUUAAGGAGGAGACCUGAGCUCAGUGCGGGAACUCCCGGGGUUGGUAGAGGGAGCAAUGCCCAGGACUGUCACUUAAGUAGGAGCACUGGGUGAAAAAUGGGGAAAAAUAAGGGGUACGUUUGUUUGUUUAUUAAGAAAUUGAGACAUGGAACUUGUUUGGUAAUAAACACAAAACCGGCAUCCUGGAUAAAUAUUCACAUAACGAACCAUUCAGUGUACAGAAGACAUGUCUUUAAUAUCUCAUCAUUCCGGGAGACUAAUUCAUGUGUAGCAACAAUGAUAAUGAUAAACCAUAAACCUUUGUCCAUGCAAAGCUUUCUUAACAAUGAAGGUGAAGGUGACUGGUUUAAAUCUGUGCAGACUUGAUAUACUCGCCUACUACAUACUUGCAUUUUCUCCAGGCACUCUGACUUCCUCCCAGAGUCAAAAAACAUCAAUGUUCAUUUGGGUUUGAGCGUUUAUGUUGUUUUAUUUGCGCCCACCCCAGUCUUGUCUAGGGUAUGCCUUGCCUUAUGCCUAACCCCACUGUCAUCCCAACGAAUUAACUAGACCAUAGACUCCCAAAGAUUUUUACAACGAGUAAAGUCUUAAGGAGACGUUUAUGCAGCUAGAGAGUUUAGCGGACAGCAAGCUCCAUAAAUAAGCUCUAAUGGUCUGACGGCCCACUAUCCAUCCUGGGAAUAACUAACAUUGAGGAAUUUGGAUCUCAAUAAGACAUUUAAGGCUUUGAAAGUGAGCAAAUGACCGUAAUUCCAAUCCUAUAGUCUAAACAACGGAGCGGGAUGUUGUGAUUGACACUAUUUGAAGUUGCACUUAAAUACAAAAGAAUAAAAACUUGAGCAUUUUCUUUCUCUUUUUGUUCUCUUUCUGGGCUAAAAAGUAUCCUAAAACCGUAUGCAAACUGUUAAAAAGAUGAAAGAUGAGAGAGAUGAGAAGCAGCAAGGUUUUUGGUUCAAAUCGUGGUUGGGUUCUUUCUGUAAGGAGUUUGUGCUUUCCCCAUGCCUGCACGGUCACUUUUCAGUUUUCUGGACGUCUGUAUGAAUUAGUGCGAGCAUGCCAAGUAGUUUGUCCGAACCGUCUCUGCGUGGCCCUGUGGUGGACUGGUGCCCAUGUAUGCCGCUUUUCCACUAGUAUUCAAUUCAAUUCAAUUCAAUUCAAUUCAAUUCAAUUCAAUUUUAUUUAUAUAGCGUCUAAUACAACAGAUGUUGUCUCUAGACGCUUUCCAGUGACCGAGAACAUAAACCCCCGAGCAAUUAUUACAUAAACAAUAGCAGGUAAAAACUCCCCUAGUGGGAGAAAAGCCUGAAGCCAAACAGUGGCAAGAAAAACUCCCCUUUAGGAGGGAAGAAACCUUGAGCAGGACCAGGAUCAGGGGGGACCCUCCUGCCGAAGGCCAGACUGGGGGGUCGGGGACGUCAACGGCACACAGCAGGCAUGUGGAAGCAGCAGCGGGAUGACCAGAGGGAUGGGGGCGCAGGCAGGUGGAAGAAGUAGCGGGAUGACCAGAGGGCGCUGGG
This is a messenger RNA of Cololabis saira (Pacific saury), 7021 nucleotides long. RefSeq lists its product as uncharacterized. Gene Ontology annotation, biological process: positive regulation of cell-substrate adhesion; positive regulation of p38MAPK cascade. The record is from RefSeq and is a predicted model, not a curated record. Bases 220 to 2454 code for a protein of 744 amino acids. NCBI's taxonomy places the organism in Eukaryota, Metazoa, Chordata, Actinopteri, Beloniformes, Belonidae. The transcript is spliced from 6 exons.